This is a messenger RNA of Triticum aestivum (bread wheat), 2234 nucleotides long. RefSeq names its product protein high chlorophyll fluorescent 107. NCBI's taxonomy places the organism in Eukaryota, Viridiplantae, Streptophyta, Magnoliopsida, Poales, Poaceae. The coding region runs from base 90 to 1967 and encodes 625 amino acids. The record is from RefSeq and is a predicted model, not a curated record. Gene Ontology annotation, cellular component: chloroplast. Gene Ontology annotation, biological process: mRNA processing; regulation of translation. Gene Ontology annotation, molecular function: single-stranded RNA binding; mRNA binding; protein binding. The transcript is spliced from 9 exons.
AAACUCCGCACCCCCUCACUCACAAAGCCACGCCUCGGCCUCGCCCGCCCCGCCGCUCCGACCAGAGCACCGCGUCGGGCUCCAGCGCCAUGGCGAUGCGGCUCUUCUCGUCCUCGCCGCCUCCCCCGCCCCUCCAGGGCCCUGCCACCACCAAGGCCUCAUCCGCCGCCGCGCUCUUCUCCCUCCGCCUUCGCCGCGGGAGGCCUGUUGCGGCCGCUGCCACGGCAGGGGGAGGGCCCGAGCGGGACGGGGAGGGCCCCUUCGACAGGAGAAUGGAGGAGAUCGCGAAGAAGGUCCCGCUCUUCGAGCCGGCCAUGGGCGAGCCCGCCGCCACGGCUGGGCGCCCGCUGCCCAUCAACCUCGAGCUCUGGCUCCACCGCGCCAAGGUGCACACCAGGAAGUACGAGUUCGCGGAGGCCGAGAAGCUCCUCAACAAGUGUAUGUUGUACUGGCCUGAAGACGGGCGCCCAUACGUCGCGCUUGGGAAGCUAUAUAGCAAACAGUCAAGGUUUGACAAAGCUAGAGUGGCUUAUGAAAGGGGCUGCCAAGCCACACAGGGAGAAAAUCCAUACAUAUGGCAGUGCUGGGCAGUGCUAGAAAGCAAGGGUGGGAGUAUUCGAAGAGCACGAGAGCUAUUUGAUGCGGCUACUGUGGCUGAUGCAAAGCACAUCGCAGCUUGGCAUGGGUGGGCAAUUUUAGAAAUCAAGCAAGGAAACAUUAAAAAGGCUCGGAACCUACUUGCAAAAGGUCUGAAAUAUUGUGGAGGAAAUGAGUACAUUUACCAGACUCUUGCUUUGCUUGAAGCUAGAGCAGAGCGCUUUGAACAAGCACGGACUUUAUUCCAGCAAGCUACUCAAUGCAAUCCAAAAAGUUGUGCAAGUUGGCUAUCUUGGGCUCAGGUAGAAAUGCGUGCAGAAAACAAUGCCAUUGCGAGGAAGCUAUUUGAGAAAGCUGUCCAGGCUAGUCCCAAGAACAGAUUUUCGUGGCAUGUCUGGGCACUCUUUGAGGCCAAUCAAGGUAACACUGACAAAGCAAGGAAGUUACUUAAGAUUGGCCAUGCUGUGAACCCUAGGGACCCUGUAAUUCUACAGUCGCUUGCACUGCUGGAAUACAAUUGUGCAUCUCCAAAUGUUGCCCGUGUAUUAUUUAGAAAGGCAUCUCAGAUUGAUCCAAGGCACCAACCAGUUUGGAUAGGAUCAGUCAACCAGAUAUAUAUGGUCACAGGAAUAUCUGCUUGGGGUUGGAUGGAGUGGAAAGAAGGAAAUGAGAGAACUGCAAGGUCACUCUAUCAAAGAGCCUUGUCAGUUAAUUCAACAAAUGAAUGUGCUGCUCGUUGUCUUCAGGCUUGGGGAGUCCUAGAACAGCGUGUGGGUAACUACACCGCUGCCAGAAGAUUGUUGAGGUCUUCGCUGAACAUCAAUUCUCAGAGUGAGGUGACAUGGCUGACAUGGGCGGCGCUAGAGGAGGAACAGGGGGAUCCAGUUCGAGCUGAAGAAAUACGGGACCUUUAUUUUCAGCAGCGUAUCGAGGUCGUGGAUGAUGCCUCCUGGGUCAUGGGCUUCCUCGACAUCAUCGAUCCUGCUCUAGACAGCGUGAAGAAGCUCCUAAACAUGGACCGACCGUCCGGUCAAGUGACGCAGCAAGGCAGUACCACCAUGAGCACUUCUGCAGGUGUAGAGCCCUCCGCGAGUACCACAGCUGAAGGUUCAAGUACUUCUGACCUCGACGGCGUCACGGCUGAAGGUUCAAGCACUCCCAACCUCGACAGCAUCGUGGACCGCCGUGCUGCAUACACUCGGGAGGCAGAGAGUGAUUUUGACGUGGAUGGCUUCAUCAGGAGGAGGCUGGCCCUGGACCCGGCGGAGCUAGACGCUGUGCUAGAGGGCUCUGAUCCCAAGGGAGUUAUUUCUCAGAGGAGGAAGCGGCGGCUGACCAGGAAACCUCUCCCUCUUCUCCCCGUGCCGUAGUUCCUCCUUCCGUUCAGCAUUAGCAGCAGUUGUUGCCGUGUCCACCGUGCACAGCCAUCGAGUGAUCACUGACAGGUACCGUGGCCUGAGAGAUAGUAGUAAGUAGCACGUGCAUUUUUGUGCAUAUCUGUAAUAAGAACCCCGAUGCUGACAUUAGCAGUCACUUGCCCAUUGUGUAUGUAGUUCUGUCAGAGGCUGCUCGAGAAGCAGUGUAGCUGUGUAUAGAAGCCCAUCAGUCAGUGUGGUUACAGCAUUUGUUCUCUGCAA